Mycena citricolor is the source of this 11282-nucleotide messenger RNA. The record is from the annotation of a GenBank genome assembly. Lineage: Eukaryota; Fungi; Basidiomycota; Agaricomycetes; Agaricales; Mycenaceae.
CACCAGUCCAAGUCUCGCCCACACCGCACGCAGGAUGGGCAAACGCAAGAAGGCUGCAAAACGGCCAGGACCUCAGCGCACGAAGACACCACUGGACACUACAUUUACUUGCAUUUUCUGCCACCACGAUCAAUCUGUAACUGUGCGCUUGGACAGAAAAGAGGGGAUUGCCCAACUCAUGUGCCGGAUAUGCGACCAGCGUUAUCAGAGCAAAGUCAACCAUCUCACUGAGCCUAUUGACAUCUAUUCUGAGUGGAUCGAUGCAGCGGACUCGGCGGAACGAGUGACUGCCCCCGUCCGCCCCGCUGUCGCGUCCUCCUCGCGUCCUGCAUUACGGCCAUUGGAUGACAGCGACGAUGACUAGAUACAUGUAACCCUAGCAGCAAGAUUUUGUACCAUAACGAGACGUAAAUAAACACAUGAACACAACCCAUUGAGAGAGUCUCCAGCCUUUGAUCACCUUGGCCCGCGACCAUGAGUAACAACAUCAAGGUCGUAUGCCGUUUCCGGCCUCCAAAUUCCCUCGAGCUACGCGAGGGCGGGGAGAUCGUCGCUACCUUCUCCGACGACCUCUCCACCGUCCAGAUGCGGUCGCAGGCACUCACUUCUGGUCCGGAGAGGGACGGCUUCGCAUUCGACCGAGUCUUUCCGAUGGCUACACAACAACACGAGGUGUUCGACUAUGGUGUCAAGGACAUCGUCAAAGAUGUUCUCGAUGGAUACAAUGGAACUGUGUUCGCCUAUGGUCAGACCGGUAGUGGAAAGACCUUCAGUAUGAUGGGUGAUAUUGAGUCAGAGGAGCUCAAGGGUAUUAUUCCUCGAAUCACCGAGCAGAUUUUCCAGUCGAUCGUCGAGAGUGAAUCUCAUCUGGAGUAUCUCGUGAAGGUCUCAUACAUGGAAAUCUACCUCGAGAAGAUUCGUGAUCUCCUUGCACCACAGAACGACAACCUCCAGGUGCACGAGGAGAAGUCCAAAGGCGUUUAUGUCAAAGGGCUUUCCGACUACUAUGUCAGCAGCGCAAGAGAGGUCUAUGAAAUCAUGAGAACAGGCGGUUCUGCGCGAAUUGUGUCCACAACUAACAUGAAUGCCGAAUCGUCCCGCUCCCACUCCAUUUUCUUGAUCAGCAUAAAUCAGCGCAACACGGAAACCGGGGCACAGAAGACGGGCAAUCUGUAUCUCGUCGACCUUGCUGGAUCCGAGAAAGUGGGGAAGACCGGAGCCUCGGGCCAGACGUUGGAGGAAGCGAAGAAGAUCAACAAGAGUCUUUCUGCGUUGGGGAUGGUGAUCAAUGCCUUGACCGAUCCGAAAGUCAAAUAUAUUCCAUACCGGGACUCGAAACUCACUCGUAUCCUCCAAGAAUCGCUGGGAGGAAACUCUCGGACCACGCUCAUCAUCAAUUGUUCACCCGCCGCUUACAACGAGAUUGAAACGAUAUCAACUCUCCGUUUCGGUAUUCGCGCCAAAUCUAUUAAGAACUCCGCUCGUGUGAAUGCGGAGCUAUCUCCGUUGGAACUGAAGGGUCUUCUGGCUAAAGCGCAAGCUGCAAACACGACAUAUCAGAAGCACAUUGCUGCUCUCGAGGCCGAGCUUGCCAUAUGGAGGUCCGGAGGUCACGUGGAGGAAUCCGAAUGGGUCAAGACCUCAGCAGGUGGAUCGUCUAGCGGCGCUGCUGCACCGAAGAAGGCCCCGGCCUCACCGGCCUCUCCUGGCGCGUCGACGCCAGUCACUGCUUCUCGCAGCCUCACACCCGUCAACCCGCUUGUCGAGGGUCUUCGAUCAGAACUUGAGCUCAGUCGACCUCAGACGCCGGUCAAUCUGGUGCCCUUGGAGAAAGAUGAGAGAGAAGACUUCUUGCGUCGGGAGAAUGAGCUCAGUGACCUGCUCGGCGAGAAGGAGACAGCGUUGGCCACGGCCGAGAAACUGGUCAAGGAGCUGCGUGAAGAGUUGACGUUCCUGAAAGAGCAGGAGGCUGGUGUUAACAAGGAGAACAAGGCCAUGUCCACCCAGCUCAAUGACCUGCGUUUGCAGGUCGAGAGGCUCAACUAUGACAACAAGGAGAGCAGCAUUACCAUCGACAUCCUCAAGGAGCAGAACACAGACGCCGGCAACGAGCUGGAGGAGCUGAAGAAACAGAUCUUGGAUCUCAAAUCUGCGCAGAAGGAUGCGAGCGCAGAGGACAAGGAGAAAAAGAAACAAGAGAAGAUGGCGUUGAUGAUGGCCAAGUUCGACACGCAGGGCGCAUUCUCAGAGAAGGAUGAGCAACUACGGGCCCUACUGACUAAACUAGAUACUAUAGAUUCAGCUGGCUCUCUGACCGCUGAGGAUCUGGCUGCCGUUAGAAGGCAGUUGAGCGAGGGCCAGAAUUUGAUCCGGGAGACAGUGGACCGACUGCGACAGAGCCAAGAAGAGAAUGAGAUGGUUACUCGACGGAGGGAUGAAUUGGAAAGUCGUCUGGCUGCAUUGGAGACCGAGUACGAGGAGCUUCUAGGUUUGUGGCACAAUCCUUCCGCCGCGGAAGACGUCGUUCUUACGCAGACUGCAGAGAAGACCAUUCACGAGGAGGAGACCAGCAAUGCGGAUCUGGCCGAGUCGAUGACGGACUUCAAGAAUAAGCUCGAGGCGCAAUACGUUGCACGACGGGAAGCGCACAUCAGCGAGGUCACGGAUCUCAAGCAACAGCUCGAGCUGCGCAACAACGAGCUGCGCAGCUUGAAUGCAACGACGGACAGUCUCAAGAGUGUCAACGAGGAACUUAAGCGCGCGUUCGCUGUCACCUCUGCCGGAAUCGAGGGCGGCAAGAACCUGGCUGAAAGCGCUCAAGAUCUGGAGCGGACCAGAAAAGCAAUCAACGUCCAACUGGCCGAGUUUGAUGGAGUGAAGAAGUCUCUGAUGCGUGACUUGCAGAACCGGUGUGAAAAGGUGGUUGAGCUAGAGAUCCAACUGGACGAGAUCAAGGAACAGUACAACAAUGUGAUCCGAAACUCUAACAGCAAGGCUCAGCAGAAGAAGAUGGCUUUCCUAGAAAGGAAUCUGGAACAACUGACGCUGGUGCAAAAACAGCUUGUCGACCAGAACUCGACCCUUAAGAAAGAAGCGGGAAUUGCUGAGCGCAAACUUUUGGCUCGCAACGAGCGAAUUCAGAACUUGGAGGCUCUUCUGCAGGAUGCCGAUCGACGACUGUCGGUGCAGAACCAGAAAUUCGAAGCACAAUUGCAAGCUGUCAAGGAACGCCUGGACCAAGCCCGAGCACAAAAGAACGCGUCUAGCUCGCCGCUCAGCUUUGGCCGCAUCGCCAAACCACUUCGGGGAGGCGGAGGUGCCGGUGCUCCAAGCUCGGUUCCGACGCCAAUUACGGGUGGCGCUGGAUCCGCUAACCCGCUGGCUCGAGUGCAAAACGAGGAGGGAAGUGGAGGUAGGCUUAUCUUUAUCAUCCGGUCUUCAUUUUGCUCACAGCCCCCACAGCCAAGCGAGCCUCCUGGUUCUUCAAUUCACGCUGAAUGUCACCAGACGCGUUGCUGCAUCACGGUCUUCAUCUUCUUUCUCAAGUCGCAUAGCCUCCCUGUAUACUACCCGCAUAUAUCCUUUUCUAAUGCAACUCUCCUGACAUUCCUGGGAAAAGAACCGUUCCAAGAGUCGUACCAUGCUGAAAGGAAGUUUGCGUUGGAAUGGAGGCGUGUUUCUGCAUUACUCAUGUCCGUCGAAACCUCCCGGAAGCCCUCGGCGUCCACAGCCCACUCUCAUUCGCGAUCCCCUUCCACCGGCGGCGCUAACAAUACAUCCUCCCGGAAGCAGCCUUCGGGCCCUACAUCGAACUUUUAUGGAAUGAACGGCGGAAACGCAGGCAACGGUUUAAAGGCGCUAAACACGGGAUGGCAGGUAUGGGGGGCAACGCCUUCAUCCAAACGCAACGCAUCCAUGUCGUCCAUCAGCAGUGAUCCCAACUUUCGUACCAACGUCGGCGAAGCGUGGACUGCUCCUCGCUCAGCCAGUGGUGCAUGGGAUGAUUCUGCAUUGAGGAAAGAUGUUACGUCCUUGCGCCAUCCCAGGCAGUCUCCAUUCUCGGGUGCUCGCGUUGAUGACAGGGCCUCCGGCUCUAAGAACGCGUCGCUGAUUGGCGGGUAUUCAAACACACAACCCUCAUUCCCUGUGCCGGCUCUCGGAUAUGACGCGGUUGCACCCCAAUCUCCGGAAAGCGAUCUCGCGAACAGCAUGCGGGUUAUGAACAUGGAAGAUGAAUUCGCAUCGGUUGCUGGUCGAUACCCAGUCGCCACCAUGUCCGUGCCCAUUCCUUCGGCCUCGGAGCCCCGGCAGAUGUACAACGGAUACCCUGCGCAGAACAAUACUUUCUAUCGCGACUCGUUUGUGGACUACGCGAACUACGGCGGAUACAACAACGCCGUCUACAACGGGACAGAGCCUGGGCUAUAUCCCACGGUUCCCUUGUCCCCGGUCUACCCGGCAAAUGGACAUUCGUCUGGUGUCGAUGCGCAGGGUGUCUACUUCGACUACAAUGCUGCGAGCAGGUCACAGUCGCAGUAUUUCUUUCCGGCACAGGCGAUGAUGUUUCCGCCGCACUCGCCGAUGCUAUCUUCCCAGCCUUCAUCAGCGGCCUCCUUGACGGAGAAGAAGAUGGAGAUGCAGGUGGGAUACUGUCUGUUUCUGCUCGCACAAUCUGACGCGUCUGGGCAGCAACAUUUGCAACAGCAGUUGGCCGCUCGCAACAUGAUGUUUUCUCCGUCGCGGCCAUACGUCGAUUACAAUUCUCAGAUUUUAUCGGCAGCAAGCAUGCAGCCGAUGUUUGGAAUGCGUAUGAACAGGCGCCACGACCCUCAACUCGAGAUGGGACUACCCCGCAGCCCGUUAUUGGACGAAUUUCGUGCGAGCAAGGGUCGCAAAUGGAGUCUGCGGGAUAUCAAAGGGCACGUCGUCGAAUUCAGCGGCGAUCAGCACGGGUCCCGAUUCAUCCAAAACGAACUGGCCGCCGCCAGCAGCGAAGAAAAACAAAGUGUAUUCGACGAAAUUGUUCCCCACAAUACCCUACAGCUAAUGCAAGAUGUAUUUGGUAAUUACGCAAUCUCACAGGUUAUUCAAAAACUGUUCGAUCACGGGACGCAGGCACAAAAGUCUCUAAUAGCAAGCACCAUGGAAGGCCACCUUGUGGAACUGUCCAUCAAUCUCUACGGCUGCCGUGUGGUACAGAAGGCGGUCGAAUGCAUUCUUCCUGAGCAACAAGCCAGCCUUGUGCGCGAGCUGGAGCCGCAGAUCAUCCAGGUCGUCAAGGAUUCGAAUGGAAAUCACGUCGUGCAGAAGAUCGUUGAGCGCUUGCCGUCCGAUCGCCUUGCUUUUGUCUCAACUUUCACUGGUCACGUGUUCGAACUGGCUGCCCAUCCCUUCGGAUGUCGCGUGUUGCAGAGGUGUUUGCAAUAUCUCUCAGAAAGUCAAACUCGGCCGUUACUCGACGAGCUACUGCAUAGCCACACGACGACGCUCAUGCAAGAUCAAUUUGGGAACUAUGUCAUCCAAUUGAUCCUCGAGAGCGGACUUGCAGAGGACAAGGCUGUCAUUGUCAGCCAUCUCCGAGGACGACUGCUGACUAUGGCGCGCCACAAAUUCGCCUCGAAUGUUUGCGAGAAGGCGCUGACCUUUGCCGAACCGGAAUCACGACGGGCCCUCAUCAACGAGAUUAUGGCACCUCCCGCGAAACCAGACGGCCUGACGCCGGUGCUCUCUCUCAUGAAGGACCAGUACGGAAACUAUGUUCUCCAGCGGGCCUUGGCUGUUGCCGAAGGCGACCAGAAGGAGGCCUUGGUCAACUUGGUCCGCCCUCAGCUGGCUGGCAUGCGCAGAUCUUCUGCUGCUUUCAGCAAACACCUCAUCUCCAUUGCCGCCGGCUCGGACCUUUCUGCUAUGAGCACUUAUUCGGCGCUCAGGUCACCUCGAAGCUACCCCUCACCACCGUCGACGCGAAACUCACAGGACUCCGAAUCCGACUCGCUACGCGCGCUUGAAGUUUCUGAUGGCCCAAGCCAUGUUCAGCGGCCGGGCCGAGGGCGCUCGUAUUCCGUUUCGGGCUUCGAGUUCGACCUGUUGCCGCUGAGCGCCAGUGUCGCGGACCCCGAUAUGGUACAGGGUGAAAACGCAGGGGAGAAAAGCAUUGGACUGGUGAAUGGCAUUGGUUUGAUCGUUGGCCUCCAAAUUGGUUCCGGCAUCUUCUCGUCUCCGGGAGUGGUCGUGGCGAACACAAACAGCGUCGGAGCGAGUCUGGUGGUCUGGCUGGUCAGUGGGUUGUUGGGGUGGACUGGGGCUAGCAGCUUUGCGGAAUUAGGCUCUGCCAUCCCCCAGAACGGUGGUGCACAAGCCUAUCUGGCAUACGCUUACGGCCCUCUUGUCUCCUUCCUCUUCGCGUGGACUGCCAUCAUCGCCUUGAAACCCGGCGGAAAUGCCGUCAUCAGCCUGAUAUUCGCGGAAUACCUGAACCGAAUAUUUUGGCACACGGGGCGGCAGGAGGUCUCGCCCGACGACAUUCCGCCGUGGGCUAUCAAGCUCACGGCAAUUGCAGCGGUGGCUUUGGUCACGCUCUUUUGUGUCGCUGCGCGCAAGCUUGGCACACGCAUUUCAGUUGUGUUCACGACCAUCAAGGUCGCUGCGCUCAUAUCCAUAACUAUUCUCGGGAUAAUACAGCUGGCGCGCGGCAAGCAAUCGACGUCUCUGACACAACCGCUUUUCGCGGACUCAAGCAAGAGCCCCUCGGCGUACUCGCUUGCACUCUACUCUGGGCUGUGGUCGUUCGAUGGAUGGGACCAGGCGAACUAUGUGGGUGGCGACAUCCAGCACCCAGAGAAGAACAUUCCUCGCGCGAUCCAUUCCAGCAUGUCGAUAGUGACGCUGCUGUUCUUACUUGCGAAUAUCUCUUACUUCGUCGUGCUUGACAAGAACACGAUUCGUCUGAGUAACACCGUGGCAAUGGAUUUCGGAAGGGCACUUUUUGGCAGUGUGGGAGGCACAGUUUUUGCAUUCAUGGUUGCAAUUUCGUGUUUUGGUGCACUGAAUGGUUCAUUUUACACGUCUUCACGAUUAGUUUAUGCUGCAGGACGAGAGGGAUAUCUGCCUGCCAUGUUUGGAAAGUUACAUAGAACACGAAAGACGCCAAUCAACGCCAGCUUAUUGCAAGCUGGAAUCACGACGACAUUCAUUCUCAUCGGGGGAGGGUUUCGAUCGAUGAUCAAUUUCUCUGUGGUAGCGUCUUGGGCAUUCUACUUUUUGACAGUUCUGGGUCUCGUGAUUUUGCGAAUCAAAGAGCCAAUGCUUGAGCGACCAUAUAAGACUUGGAUCAUCACACCGCUGACAUUCUGUGGUGUCGCGUUGUUCUUGCUAUGCAUGCCUAUCAUCGCAGCGCCGUUGCCUGCCGUCGCCGUCCUCGGCUUUGUGCUGGCCGGAGUUCCGGUGUAUUAUGUGACACAUAGAUCAGAAAGAGAUCUUCCAGCUGUUUUCGCUUGGUUUGCGCCGGUGAUCGACCGGUUCCGCAGUCGUCCGCCGAUGGGAGAUGGAUGGGAGGCGGUUGCCACGGACGGCGAGGAUCCGAUGGAAAUGUCACAGAGUGAUAUAAGAAGAUAGACUUCUCUCGAGUUGCUUCUGAGAAUUGUAUCACCACUGCCGCGAAGUCUGACGGUUGUAUGGGCUGCGGACGCCGGGUGUUCACCUUGAGUACACGCGCCGGUAAUCUCCCAACCUGGCUACCUCUGAGGUCACGAGAUCGUGACAGUUUCGCAUUACGCCGCACCGAUUGCGACACGCUGACAGAUCGAUCGGCCAUCCGCCGCGAACUUGCUUAUAAGCAACCGUGUCUUCUCUCUUCCUGCUACCACAUAUCACUACUUCUCAAUCCUCACCGUCGUCUGUAGAACAAUCGACCCAAUGUCUGAACACAAGUACAAGUUUGACGUCAAGAUGACCUGCGGCGGAUGCUCUGGCGCCGUGACCCGUGUACUGGAGAAGGCCAAGGGCGAGGGCAGCGUCAGCGAGUACAACGUCAAUCUCGAGAAGCAGGAGGUGCUCGUCUCUUCGACCUCCUCGUACGAGGAUAUCUUGGCCAGGAUCAAGAAGACUGGCAAGGAGGUCCGCUCAGGCGAGACCCUCGAGUAAGCGCUCGAUUGUAUGUACUUAUAAUGCAGAUUUUUGUAUAUCGCCUUUGUUGGUGUUCGUCGGAAACUAUCUAUCUAAUUGCUAGCAAUCACUGGGGACAGUGGCGGUCCAGAUCCGAGAGCUAUGUGGAGAGUAUAUCGGCAGGAUUUGAUGCUUCGAGGACUUGUUCACAAGGUCACUUGAAUACCAGUCUUCGGUGUUCGCCUUUUCUUGACGAGAGCGACGGACUGAUAGUUGUAAACCAUCAGAUCGUACACAUGGGUCUCCUUGAUGCGCGGUUCUUUGCUUGACACAGCCCGGACAGACUUGAGGAAGGAGCGAUAACUUGGCGACUGCACGAUCUUGGGAGUGUGCUCGUAGACGCGGACGUUGCCGAUGUCACCCAUGGAUACCUGAGCGUGGACUGUAUCUGGCGAGAAGAAUGACUCUGAGCUCAUGGAGAACGGAUCGAGUGUCUUGUAGCACUCCUCAAGCUCCUCCGAAAGGCGAGAUUCGGCUGGGCUGGCUGCAGAAGGUAAGGGAGACAGCGGAGAUUUGGCGUGUUUGGUUGUGGGUGUGCGGAUGAGGUUGGUGAUAGAAGCUAGUGGCGUGCGCGUAGAGCAGGGUGUCGAGGGCCGUCCCCCGGAGACGAGAUCUUCGGGCUGAAUGGGGCAGAGAAGGCGAGAAGAGACGCACUGGGAUUUUUGGUCAACUCCGGUGUGAACAAGGGAGAACCCUUGAAUCCACGCCGUUUGCCGAGUUCUCCGAUCGAGCAACGGCUUGAGGAGUCUUCUUCUGCGUCUGACUGCAGGUCAGUAGAGCAUGGAGAAGGCGCUCGUUGGUUCAGCGGGGGAUUGCAGUGCAUUGAAAGCGGGAUCGUUUGUCUGGGCGAUACUGUAAAAAGCGCCGUGGACUCUGUGGUCGGGGUUCCUGAGCACUGUCCAAGACAGGAGACCCUUCCAGAGCUCCCGAUUCAGCAUCUUGCUGCCAAUGGGAGGGGAAGAGUCCCUGUAUUUCCAUGUCUAUAUAACGGGCUAAGAAAAGCAAUGAAAUGAAGAGACACAUAUUCCACCGUCAGAGCCAGGGCGACUGGGGUAGAGGUUUGAGGUGUUCCUAGAUCAAGCGUAGAAAGUGGGAGUGCAGGUGGGCUGGAUGCAGAGGAAGGAGCAAUAGCGUGUACGACAUAGGCGAGCCACAUUCGAAGGCUCGAGCACGUCCGGGCAGAGUUCGGCGGCGACAUGGUGGCAGUGAGCAAGUGGGGUCGAUAAUCGAUAAGAGCUAAGAUCCAUGAUCAGCCUGAGGAUCCUCCAACCAUCAUCUGAUCGAAAUCCCUUAUUUUUUACUAUUUUCGGCGCACGGCUUUGCGGAGCUUCCGCGCUCUGCGCUCAUCCACUCAGAUCUCCUCGCGCCGCUCCGUCGCUAUGGCCUCGGAAGACAUCGUCGUCCCCGAUGGUUUCCGCCUGCACACCGAAAACACGUCACACAUCCUGCUCGAAGCCAACGAAGCAUUUCUGAAUCCGGUGCAAGAGUUCAAUCGCGACCUGAGCGUGGCUUUCAUCAGGGUCUGGAGUGAGGAGCUGCAUAGGGUGAAAAAAGAGAAAUGGUUGUUGGCUCAAGAAAGGAGGCAGACGAAAAGCCAUUCGAAGCAGAAUAAACGCCCGAAACUUGAAGAGGGAGCCGUCGCAGCGCCUGCUUCCGCUGUUGCAGAGACCGAAACAGAAACACCAUCUGUCGCUCUCUCGACUCCCCCUGAAUUCAGCCCGAAAAGGAUCACGAUACUCGAAGCACUAUCGGCGACGGGUCUCCGAUCCAUUCGCUAUGCUAAGGAGAUUCCCCAUGUCAGUCAUAUAUUAGCCAACGAUCUUUCUCCUGCCGCCACAGCAGCUAUGCGACGAAACAUUGAGAUCAAUGGACUAACGCCCAAGCCGGAUGUCGUGCCUCGGCCUGUCGAAAUCCGCGUCAACGAGGGUGAUGCGUGUGCGUUGAUGUACAACCACCGCGAGACAAGCCAGCGCGUAGACGUCGUGGAUCUCGACCCGUACGGAACGGCGGCGCCGUUUAUCGACGCUGCGGUGCAGUGCAUCCGAGACGACGGUCUUCUAUGUGUGACAUGUACAGAUCUAUCGGUGCUGGCCACGACCAACUUUCCCGAAAAGUGCUAUUCCAAUUACGGAGGAGUUCCUGUGAAAACCGAGUAUUGCCACGAGGCGGCACUCCGUCUGGUCCUGCAUUCUGUAUCCACAUCGGCUGCCCGAUAUGGAAGAGUGAUCGAGCCUUUGGCCUCUCUGUCUAUCGACUUUUAUGUGCGGCUGUUCAUCCGAAUCCGCACAUCGCCAAUUGAGGUGAAGAAAGCAAUCACGAAGACGUCGACCUAUCUGGUCUGCGCCGACUGCCAGUCGUUUUAUGGCACACCACUCGGCAAGGUCAUCGAAAAACUGGCGCCAACGGCAACAUCAAUCUUGUGUUCAAAUUACAGGCGGCGCCUGCGGUGACGGACAAAUGUCCCGAAUGCGAUGGGGCUUUGCACGUUGCUGGGCCGAUGUGGUCUGCUCCAAUACACGACACGGAAUUCGUUGGCAAGGUUCUGGAGCACGUCGAGGCCAAUCAGAGUCUGUAUGGCACGGCGUCCAGAAUGCAGGGGAUGCUCAGUCUCGCUAAAGAGGAACUACCCGACAAACCGUUUUACUUCACUCCUCCCAAGGUCUCGAAAUUCUUCCAUUGCGAGACGCCGUCUCUGAGCGAUGUGAUCUCUGCGUUGCUGCAUGGCGGUCACCAAGUCGCGCGGUCCCACGCCAGCGCUGGCUCCAUCAAGACCAGCGCCACUCGCGGAGAGCUGUUUGAUAUAUACCGCAGUUGGAUCAACACACAUCCCGUCCGCAGCGACAGGUUUGCGCCGGGUUCGCCCGCACUGAGGCUGCUUAACCGGGAAAUCCAAUCGGAGGCCAAUUUCGCGACCCACCCAGACGCCCACAAAUAUAUCUCCCGCCUGAAGUUUGUGCGGUACCCAGAGAAUCCGCCAAAUUGGGGACCCAAAGCUAAGGCGUCUUCCGCAAAAGAGAGCUCGUCGUCGUCAUCUGGGAAACGCAAACGAGGUGCAGACGAAUGAACCACUAUUCUACAGUUUAAUUCUGUCUUCUUCGUAGAGAGAGAGAGACCUGCGU